Colletotrichum higginsianum IMI 349063 is the source of this 1500-nucleotide messenger RNA. Its product is annotated as Dihydroorotate dehydrogenase. Gene Ontology annotation, molecular function: dihydroorotate dehydrogenase activity. NCBI's taxonomy places the organism in Eukaryota, Fungi, Ascomycota, Sordariomycetes, Glomerellales, Glomerellaceae. Gene Ontology annotation, cellular component: mitochondrial inner membrane; cytoplasm. The transcript has a single exon. Gene Ontology annotation, biological process: pyrimidine ribonucleotide biosynthetic process; 'de novo' pyrimidine nucleobase biosynthetic process. The record is from RefSeq and is a predicted model, not a curated record. Bases 1 to 1500 code for a protein of 499 amino acids.
AUGGCGUCCAUCGGUAUGCGGUCCGGUCGCCUGCAAGCCGCCCUUCGCACCGCCAGAAACAACAACACCAUCAUCCGCCCGAGACUCCCUCGAGAUGCCCCUCGACGUCAUGCCUCGACCGGCGCCGGCUCCUCGACCGACUCCCCCCCGGCCGUCUCGGGCUUCAAGACCGGCCUCUAUGGCGUCGCCCUCGCCGGCUCUCUCUACCUCUCCUACCUCUACGUCACCGACACGCGAGCCUCGAUCCACCGCCUGGCGCCCUUGAUGAUACGCUUCGUCUGGGCCGACGCCGAAGACGCUCACCACGCCGGCACGAGCCUGAUGAAGACGCUCUACGACCUGGGCCUGUACAUCCGCGAGCGCGACCGGUCUCUUGCCCAACACCCGGCCCUCGUCACCGAAGUCUACGGCACGAAGCUCUCCAACCCCAUCGGCAUCAGCGCCGGCCUCGACAAGCACGCCGACAUCCCCGACGCCCUCUUCGCCCUCGGCGCUGGCAUCGUCGAGGUAGGCGGCUGCACGCCUCGCCCCCAGGACGGCAACCCGCGUCCCCGUGUCUUCCGCGUCCCCGGCCUCAACGGCAUGAUCAAUCGCUACGGCCUCAACUCGCGCGGCGCCGACAGCAUGGCCAUCACCCUGAGGGAGCGCGUGCGCAAGUUCGCCCUCAAGGUCGGUGCCACCGAGAAGGAGGUCCUGGAUGGCGAGGCUGGCGUCCCGGCCGGCAGUCUGCUGCCCGGCCGCCUGCUCGCCGUGCAGAUCGCCAAGAACAAGGAGACGGACCAGACGGACGUCAACGCUGUGGCCAGGGACUACGUCUACUGCGUGCAGCGCCUCGCGAGGUACGCCGACAUCCUCGUUGUCAACGUCAGCAGCCCCAACACCCCCGGCCUCCGCGACCUGCAGGCCACCGAGCCCCUCACGAAGCUGCUGAGCGCCGUCGUCGAGGAGGCGGCCAAGGUCGAUCGCAAGGUCCGCCCCAGGGUCAUGGUCAAGGUCUCCCCCGAUGAGGAGGAGGAUGCCCAAGUCGAGGGCAUCGUCCAGGCCGUCUGCAACAGCGGCGUCGACGGCGUCAUCGUCGGCAACACCACCAACCGCCGCACCGGCAUCGUCCCGGACGGCGUCAAGCUCACGGCGACGGAGCAGAAGGCCCUGCGGGAGACGGGCGGAUACUCUGGCCCCGCCAUGUACGGCAGGACGCUCGAGCUGGUCAAGAGAUACCGCAAGAAGCUCGACGCCCAGGCCCUGCAGACCGGCUCGUCCGAGGAGGCUGCCGCCAUCCCCUCGGCCGACGGCUCCCUGUCCGGCAAGGUCCACGACCUGAUCGAGGGCAAGGACACACCGAGAAAGGUCAUCUUCGCGACCGGGGGCAUCACGAACGGAGAGCAGGCGUUGAACAUCCUGAACGCGGGCGCGAGUGUCGCCAUGGUGUAUACAGGCCUUACCUACGGCGGCUCGGGGACCAUCACCAGGAUAAAGAGAGAGAUUGCGAAUCAGGCGUAG